This is a messenger RNA of Engraulis encrasicolus (European anchovy), 2942 nucleotides long. It is a transcript of the gene tctn1, whose product is annotated as tectonic family member 1. Bases 119 to 2053 code for a protein of 644 amino acids. The transcript has 14 exons. Gene Ontology annotation, cellular component: MKS complex. The record is from RefSeq and is a predicted model, not a curated record. Gene Ontology annotation, biological process: protein localization to ciliary transition zone; cilium assembly. Lineage: Eukaryota; Metazoa; Chordata; Actinopteri; Clupeiformes; Engraulidae.
AAUCCAUUUUAUUGUUGUUUUUGAAUUUAACAUAUACGCUUUUACUGCUUCCCAGAAUGCCUUGGGGUUAGCCAUUUCCUCUCUUAUUUCCUGGAUACAAGACGCCAUAUCGGUUACUAUGACUGAAAUCAUGCAAGCGUUGUCUCUGGUGUUUAUUUUACUGUACAUCAAAGGUACCAGCUCCAAUGCCUUUAUGGAGAACGACACCGACAUUAGCAAUACAACCGACGUAACUGGACAAUACGAUUUCUCGGAAAUAACGGAGAGUACCACUGUUCCUUUGCCAACACCAACAGAUACUUUGCCCACUGAACGAGACACUUCGUUCCCAGACCAAACUGGGCAGAGCGAAACCACGACUGAAAAUGGGGUGACAGAUCUACCGCGGACGUCAACGACUCAAAGUGCACCCACGGACCCUCCACGUGAACCUUGGCCUCUCUUCGAUUCUUUCCCCAAUCCUGAUUAUUCUGUCUCAAGUCUGUGUCCAUGCAAUGUGCAGUAUGGGACGUGUGAGGCGAAUUGCUGCUGUGAUCCAGAUUGCACAGAGGAAGUUUCUCUCUUCAUUUCCUGUUCCAUCGAGAAAGUCAGUGUCAACCCAAAGCUCUGUAAGCAAGAUGUGGCUUCCUACUCAUUGGGAGCCACUCCUGAGGGUUAUUCCACUCUGCAGUCCUCUAUUGAUCAAGAAGUCAACGCCAAUAUACUCUGCAUACAGAAAGCUAACUAUGAUGCUGGCCUAUCUUAUGCCACUCCAGAAAUGCCCACAGAUGUCAAUUUUGACACACUCUUCCGUAAAUUUGUGGGAUUUUUCUUUGGCACUUCUGAUGGGAGCAGUGAAUCGAAUCAAAAGAAGGAAGACAUCUUGGAUGUUUACCGUUAUGGGGAUCCAAUCCAAACAGAGGAUGAGGCGGGACAGAGUGGGACCCUCCCGCUACCUGCAUCUGCUGGGACUGCUUAUUGCUUAGACGCAAACCCUGCAGCAUUCCUACAGGAUCAGACAAGCACAUGCAUGAGAAACUUGGAUAUGGUACAUGAUUGCACUACCUUAGAUGCCUUAAACUGGCAGACCUAUUCCGGUUUCCGCAUUGUUUCCGAAUUGAUCACUCGUGCCAAUCUGGUGCCAGUGGAGAUGGUGUCCAUGGUCCUGCAGUCUGUGGAGGGUGUGCAGACACCAGUGGACCCCUCGGAGACCACACCCUACACUCCUCAGCUAGUCAACCCAGCAGGGGCAGGCCUCGCAGUCUGCACUAAUGUGGUGCUUCAGGUCAAGUACGUAGUUGUAUUCAGCGAAGCAGGGGAAAUUACAAACGUGACUGUGGCAUUCGUCCUCGGCAAGGUCAAUGAAAAUAUGGUGCCAAUCCGUCAGACAUUUCAGAUUGAAUAUGUGCAGCAGUCUGUCAACAAACCAUCAUUCAAAUUCAGUGGCAACCCAGGGUACAUAGCUGGACUGCCUCUUAUUGCUGGGACCAAAACGGCAGAUGUGAUUGUGCUGGGCACUGACCCCAGGGCCGCUCUCAGCGUCAUUGGGAGCUCCAGAGAUCAGGACUGCCUGUCUGGGGGCAUGAAGCGCUCUCCUGUCCUCUUCGGGCUGGAUACCGUCUCUGGCUGUUUGCUAAGGCUGAAGGAUGCUUCCAACUGCACUGUCCUAACUGAGACGCUUAUCGCUGUCCUCAAAGGCAAGACGUUCCCAGACCACGUAGCCUCAUUUGGAAACACGCUUCCUAAGCACACGUUGGAUUGGGUGCCCAUCAAGAAUCACACCAUUACAGCAACAGGUUCCCAGGAGUGUCACAUACCGUUGUCUCUUCACCUUGAAGUGAGGUGGACCAAGUAUGGGACGUUGACAAAUCCUCAAGCAAGGAUCGUCAGCGUGACAGAAAUAAUCGCUGCCAACACGAGCAGCCUGGCCGUCUUGUCCGGUGCCAAUGGCUUUGUGCCCGUCACCACCUCCGUGGCGUUCGUGGACGUCUCUGCCCCAGCGGAGCCUGGCUACAGGGCAGCCCCCACCAUCGAUGCCAAGCUGCCCUUCGACUUCUUCUUCCCAUUCGUAUGAAUGCAGAACACAUGGGGUGCAUUCCAAUAUGCUGACUCCUGUCCUCCAUAGCUCACUUGCCUCCUUGUUGCCUCGUGAUGAUAUCACAGACAACAGAAUUGUUUUUCAUCUUGCAAAAGCUUAAUUCAAAUGUCAUUUUCUCAUUUGCAAACGGGAUGAUGAUUGACAAAUAACCCCCAAAAGUUGUUGUGGCUAGGCUGACAGCAGGGAAAGUUUUUUUUUCUCCACGGGAGGUGAGGCGUCAGCGAAACGCGAGGCCACAAGCACAGACUGAGGACGGGAGUCUGCAUAUUGGAAUUCACCCACAGCUUCACAAAGGCUCUACCAAUUGCUGUUACCCAAUGUGGUUCAGUGACAAACUUGGUUGGUUUAAUCCAGAGGUAGUGAUAAACCUGAUUUUAGAGUAUAUUUGUAUAAAGACAUGGGCAUUUUCUCCUGAUAAGUUUACUAUUACCCUUGGGUUAACAGGUUUUAGGAUACAGAGAAGGGUAUUAGAAGUGUAGUUUGUUUUUCCAACAAGCAGCAAUUCUGCAUUUGAUUCAGAGAGUUUACAGGGUGGUCUAUUGUGUUUUUGUUUUUUUUUCUUUUCCAACAAGUUCACUGAAGCUAAUACCUUCUCAUACACCUGUUCAGAAUGUAAAAGUGUACGCCUUUGUCCUGGCUGAAACAUAAUUAUUCAAGAUCACUCAGAGGAAUUGAUUAAAUCUACCUCACUAUCUUCUUAUGGACCCAGAGAGCAAAGCGUAUGUAAAGUAGGAUUACGUCAAUGUUUUAGUGCACUACAGUAUGUAUCUACAUUAGAUACAUAUAUUUUUAUUUUGUAUACAUUUGUACAUAUUUGCACAUACAUGUUUUGUAUAUAAUGCAAUAAACCUACUUGAGAAUACAA